This is a messenger RNA of Aspergillus lentulus, 1002 nucleotides long. RefSeq lists its product as uncharacterized. Lineage: Eukaryota; Fungi; Ascomycota; Eurotiomycetes; Eurotiales; Aspergillaceae. The record is from RefSeq and is a predicted model, not a curated record. Gene Ontology annotation, cellular component: cytoplasm.
AUGUCCGACUCUACUCUCUAUCUCUACACCUCUCUCACUGCGGGGUCAUCCCACAUUGUCACCGCCACUGCACGGUUGGAGACGAUUUUGAAGGCCAACAAAAUUCCCUUUCGCGCAAUUGACGUGGCUACUGAUGAGGCCGCUCGUAAACUGUGGGGCCGUCGUUCCAAGGGCAAAAAGUUGCCUGGACUGGUGAAGUUUGGCACUGUUGUCGGUGAUCUAGAGGACAUCGAGGAGUGGAAUGAGUACGGUGAGCUGAGGAUGCACAUUGAUAGCGUGGAAGAUUUCGACAGCAUCCCUGCCACCAGCUACCCUGUCUCUACCUCCCAGACGAACACUGGAUCUACCACCCCUGCUACCCCACAGCCUCCAGCACAGAGUGCAACCCCGAAGCAAAGCACAAUCAAAAUUCAGAGCCCGCCGGCGAAGGAGAAGAAGGAUGAUUCAGUGACGCUGGCCUUGCGACAGGCGGGCGAGGAGGCUGCGGCAAAGGCCAAAGGCAACAUGGGCGCAGAAGUCAAGGACACCACCUCCGCAGGCUCUGAACAGCAGAAAGAGCAGUCCUCGAGCAGCGGGGAGAACAAAGGAGGAGAAGAAACUGUACGUCGGCGAUCGGUGGUUCCUGCGGAAAUUGUCGGGGGCGUUGGGGGGCGUCCACCUUUGAGGGUGCCCGAGUGCGCCGCAGAAUCAUCUGCCAAUUUCCGUGCUGAUAAUGCUGAAGCUCUAGGAUUGGUUCAACAUCACCGCGGCUCCAUUGUCUCCGCGACUUCUCCGGAGGAGAUGGAGAAGGUGGCUCAGGACUUGCGCAAAUCAAUAUCUGGCGGUCAUGAAGAAAUAUUAGCGGCUUUGAAGAACGAACAUGCGGAGCGGGCUGGACAGGACGAGACAAUCGUGGAAGAGUCAGACGGCGAGGAUGACAAGGCUGAUGAGAGUCAUGGCAAGGAAACCCAGAAACAGGAUAUUAAGGAUGCAUCUAAGGCGACAGUGACCAUUGAUGAUUAG